ACAACGACGAUGUUUUCAUUUUGAAGAUAAUCGAUGUGUUUAUUAAUCAUCAACCAUAACCUCUAAACAACAACAUUGCCAAUAAGGAAUAGACCAUCAUUUUCACAAAAGACCAGCAACAAUCGUUUGCCAAUGCAAAAUGUCGUGCAUUAAAUUUUGUUCAGGAAUUUUAUUAUUCCUUGCAUAUCAUUUAAUAUUAUUAUUGUUGGCAUUAAUGAAUACGGCCAUAUGGACUACUGAAUUACCUCGUAUACAAUUAUGGCAUCAUCCAAGCUUAUAUGCUGUUGUCAAAGGAUUUAAUGUAUUUUUUGGCACACUUGUUGUUUGUAUUAUAUUGAUCAUUUGUUUUAAAAUUGGUGAUCAUAUUCUUAGUAUUGCCAAUCUUCGUAUACGUGCCAAUUAUAAUUUUUAUCUAUUUAUCAUCAGUUUUAUUAUUGUAUUUUUCUUUCCAAUCGUAUAUGUAGCCAUUGCUCGUCAUAUUGGUACGAUGUUGAUCAGAGAAAAAUUGACCAAUUUUGCAUUGUUAACAUUAAUCUGUUUUGUAGCAAUCGAUUCAUUGAUAAUAUUUGUUUUUGCAAUAUUUUUAUUAUUAACAUCAAUAAUGUCUACAAUGCGUUCAUAUAAUAUAUUCAGACAUUUGGUAAAAUUAAGUGAAGAGAAAAAACAACCGAAAAAGAAACAGCAACAAUCGAAUGUUAUGUUGACAAAACGACAUAAACGAGUUGAACAACUUCGCCGCUAUCCAGGUCAUGGGGUAUAUCCUGGACAUGGUAGAAUACCAGCAAGAGGUGUUUAUCAAUAUCCAACAACAACAACAACAACAAAAUCGAAAAGAAAUUCUGAACAACAAUCAUUGGCUAGUCAAUUAACGGGUAGAGUUUAUCGAAUUGAACCUUCAAUGAUGCAACGAUAUGGUUAUGGAUAUGUGGCAACACCUACAUUAACACCUAGUGAUCCAUCCGGUUCAUAUGAUGAUUCGUUGCAACAACGAACAAGUAAAAUGCAUCCAUUAUCUGAAACGGCUGUAUAUUUAGUAUGAUGUUUGACUAAAAAAUUGCAACAAUAUGAACAAC
Messenger RNA from Dermatophagoides farinae (American house dust mite), 1073 nucleotides. RefSeq lists its product as uncharacterized. Lineage: Eukaryota; Metazoa; Arthropoda; Arachnida; Sarcoptiformes; Pyroglyphidae. The record is from RefSeq and is a predicted model, not a curated record.